GGUAGUUCGAGAAGGUCGUAGGUGGGUAGUGGUCGAGGUGCUUUCUGCGACUGCUUAGUAAUCAACGUUGCAAUAAAUCGCUGCUGUUAAAAAUAGCUAGUGCCGGAGCAGUCACGUGGUGGGACAGGCAGCUUUGUAGCAAAGUCCCCCACCAUCACCAACUUCGAGAAGCCAUUAAUUGUUUGGUUCGGGUUCUUAAGUAAGACUUUGAGAUUGAAGAGACAUUUGAGUUACCAAAUCAGAAUCGUAACAUUGAGGAUCAUCACAAGGCCUGCUCUGUAGGUAUUUCUCUUGGUUCACUUUCCGGCUUCUAUUCAAGUCGUGAUAGAGUCUAUCUAUCGAUGAUCAUGUGCUCAUCACCUGCCUUCAACGUACAGACCUCUUCUCCCUGCCAGGGAAGUGACUCUCUACAAAAGACCUACUAUAUUUGGUGAGUUCGAUCAAGUGCUCAACAUGGCAAGUGGCUAUGAUUGUACUGUUCAAGUUUUGCUCAUGGCAUCUACCAUCCGACUUCCAAUCCACGAAUCCCAUUCUUACACCCCUCCGGUUAAGGUUCUAAUCGUCUAUUACAUAAAAGAAGAAUACAAAACAUCAUGCAGCCCAGUCCGCUUCCGGUUCUUCGUGCGACAAAGCCGAAGGAUGAAAGAUUUACUCAUUUCAUCUUCGACUUCGAUUGCACAAUUACCAUGAAUGACACUAGCCAGCUCAUUGCAGACACUGCGAUUGCACAUCAUCUUGCCGAAGCGAAAGAUUUCACUCAAGUGUGGCAAGAAAUCUUCACUACGUAUGACGCUGAGCAUACUGCUUAUAUUGAGGGCUACGAGCCGAAAUGGGAUACAUUGGAGGGAAUAAUUGAGCGUCAAAGGAAUCAGAAGGAAGUCGAGAUUAGAAGCAUCAACCGCCUUAACAGAUCAGGUAUGUUUGCAGGCAUAAACAAAGCGGAAUGGCGAGCUGCUGGUGGGCUUGCUGUCUUGGAAGGAAAAUUGAAGAUUAGAAAAGGCUUCAAGGAAAUUAUAGAUGAGAUUGAGAGACGAAAUGGUGUUUGGGGGGUCGUCUCAGUUAGUUUCUCAAAGGACUUCAUAAAGGGUGUAUUGGAGCAGUAUUUGGGAGAUUGUAUCGACGCACCAAUCCUAGCGAAUGCUCCAGACGAAGCAGGAAUCCUAAGGGGCCCUGAAUGGGGCUGGGAGCCUGGAUUUAACACUACUCAAGCUAAAUGCAUGAAUUGCAAUAGCGGACCCUUUCCUAGCACCCAAAAUUUGGUUGAUCACUUACUACAAGUUCAUAAUCGAGAGUUUAUGGCACCAUUAACAACAUCGGACACGAAACUAGGCGCAAUGCAUAAAUUGCUGCAACAUUGGAGACUCGACACCACCGAUCAAGCGGCCUAUUAUGGCGAUUCUACAACAGAUAUUGAAUGCCUCUUUGACCGUUGUGUUAAAGGUAUUCUUGUAGGAGAUGGAGGCGGUCAGAUUCUGGCGAUGCUUGAUUCUCCCAAAGGCCCUGAUUUUAUGCUGGUUGAAUCAUACACUACAGACUUUGAAAAUAUUAUUAUUCGUCAACCACGUCAAGAGCUUCAAUCCUAAAGGAAGACAUAUGAUUUUGCAACAAUGCUCUCUCUUUCUGGUCGGACGAUUCGAGCCCCGUCAGUACGGUCUUUACUUUUGGAUAUUUUCAUGGUCCCACUUUCGGAAUUAAAUUCAACAAUAUCA
Molecule: messenger RNA, 1709 nt
Organism: Botrytis cinerea B05.10
Lineage: Eukaryota; Fungi; Ascomycota; Leotiomycetes; Helotiales; Sclerotiniaceae
Exons: 1
Coding region: 594-1583 (329 amino acids)
Source: RefSeq, a predicted model, not a curated record